AUGUGUACUCUUCUCGCUGUCGCCCUCGCGGCCCCGGCGGCGCCUUACAGCAAGCGCCAAGGCCAGAACUUCCAGACGUUCACCGGAGCCCUUGGUGGUAUCUCUGCGACGCCCGUCACCGACUCCGGAAACCCAGACCGCAAGUUCCAGGUGAAGGGGGACACUUUCGUCAACAUCGGGGCGGCGCUGCAGCGAAGCUGCGACCAGCAAUUCAAUGCUUGCGCGAACAAGGCGAACGGUGGUGACAAGACGCUGAGUGUGUCAGCAUGCUCUGACCAGAAGAGUAAGUAG
Messenger RNA from Paraphaeosphaeria sporulosa, 291 nucleotides. RefSeq lists its product as uncharacterized. The coding region runs from base 1 to 291 and encodes 96 amino acids. Lineage: Eukaryota; Fungi; Ascomycota; Dothideomycetes; Pleosporales; Didymosphaeriaceae. The record is from RefSeq and is a predicted model, not a curated record. The transcript has 2 exons.